Molecule: messenger RNA, 2090 nt
Organism: Sycon ciliatum
Lineage: Eukaryota; Metazoa; Porifera; Calcarea; Leucosolenida; Sycettidae
Exons: 3
Coding region: 130-1524 (464 amino acids)
Molecular function (GO): protein binding
Source: RefSeq, a predicted model, not a curated record
CACAUCAGACGGUGAGAAGAGAUUUUACUCCUGGGGAAUUUUGUGCCUGUCCAAUACCAUCAGUUCUAAUUUUCUUUUCUUCUGAGCAAGGAUAGAGAUCGAAAACAUACAUACAUACAUACAUUGCCAAUGGAUGCCAAUCAGCAAUCUGACCAUUCCGAUGACGAAGCAUCAGCGGUAGCCCUUCCACAACAUAUCAACGCCACCAGUGAGCAUGAUUGUCCUUUGCCAGGGACUGUUCCUGUUGACCUUACUGUUCGGGAUGAUGGAGUCAUGCAAGAAGAACUGUCGCUAGACGAAGGAGCCGCGGGUUUGGUUAAUGAAUCUGAAGAUCAACAGUCAAGGGUGUUGGAAUCAGUCGAGUCAGGACUUGGCAAUGUUCUAUUUGACGUAUGGUGCUCAACACUGUUACCUUUGCUGACAAUUCCGGACAUCUUUCAGCUGUGUGGGGUUAGUAGACACUUGCGGGAGCUGCUACACAAUGAGUACACAUUCAAGGGUCUAUGUCAGCACCGGUAUCAGCUCAGUCCGUAUUUGGAGUUCUCCUACAUUCAGAGUGCCAAGGUCAUGUACAUCGCCACUAGGGUGGCUAGCCUGUAUGAGACCGAAGGUCGCUUUUGCAUGAAGGGCGUGAUCGUUAGCAAUAAUCCUUAUGUUUACAAACUCAAAAUGCGAUUGCUUGGGCGAUUAUCGAGCCUGGUGCUGAGGCUGCCUGAGAACGUGAAUACACCUCCUAGCUGGACCAGCACUGGGCAGUUGAUUUCACUCGCACAGGAGCAUUGUCUGUUUGCGGAGGAAGCUUGUACUUACCUUCCCAACCUUUCACCGACGUUGAUCAAACAAAGAUGCAAUGUUGACACAGUUUUCGGUGCAACAGUGUAUAGACUUCAAGACGUGGUGAAUUUAUCGUUUGAGAGGUGCAGCUCCAUUGAACAGUAUCAGAGAGGUAUCAUCAAGGAUUUGGAGAAGGAUGUUUCGGAGAUGGUUCCACACGUGUCCUCCGCGAACAGCUAUAGCCGGCUAGUGUGCAUUGCGAAAGGUUACUACAACACCGCGAGGCGAGAUGCGAUAGUGAUCUCAUCACUAAUGGAUGAGUAUUAUACGGCUCAUCUCACAGAGUACUUAGCUAAUCCUUGGACCCAUAACCCCUUCUAUUAUUGUGGUAUCAUGUAUGCGAACAUUGAUGUGGCGUACGAUGACAGAUGGGCCAGCCGACACUGGAUUCACGCAACUGGAAUGGUCGCAAAAAUGCACUCUGUGAUCAAUCUGCUGAUCAAAGGCAUCCUACGCACAGAACAGGCUGUGGAUUACUUCACGGCUAUCUUGGAGUACACCAAGCUCUGGAAGAGUUUGCCACAGUCCAGUCGCCCCAGGCGUGACGAUCUAUACAGUGGCUUGGGUACCUACAUACUUGGGUCAUCACGAGCGUCUGAUUCGAAAAGGAUGAUGAGCAGCGUCGAAUUGCUUGACGCGAUGCAACGAUAUGGCAGUGAACUUGCUGCCAAUGCGAGCCCGAAAAGCUAACUUUUAUCUUUGUUUCGAAUCCAUCUUUUGUAGAAAGAAAUGAAUGCACAUUGUGUCGUUUGCAGUCUCUCCAUGAUUGUCUUGAUUGUGGAGCUGACCGAGUUCGCUUGCCUAUUUUGUCAGCAUUGCAUUGUUUCUUCUCCGCCAAAAGCUCCAACCAAUAUUAUAACUCACUUUCACUCUUUUUUAAGUUUCUUAAGCAUGAAUCAUUCACUUCCGAUACUGCUCAAACAGCUGUUUUAUUUGUGGACCCCCGUUACCAGUUUCUAGUUGUUCUUACACUUUGGAUUUGUUUCAUAGUCUUUCUUUCCAAGGUCACAUGUAUCUCUUAUUUUGGCCUUGUACUUCUGAAGUAAUCAUCUCUGCAUCCAACAUUUUGGCACCCUGCCAUAGUGGACCCAUGAUGAUAACAAAGAUUAAUAAUGUUGCCUCCUGUCAUUAGUUUGUAUGGUCGUAGUAGUUCAUGAUUAUCAGCUUAAAUUUUUAGUGACCAUGUUGGCAAGGUUCAGUACAAACUGUACUGGCUUUUGAUUUUGUGGGUAUAUUUACCCUACAUUCAAAUAGCU